AUGGAAGAGCCUGCAGCUCCCGAAGAACCCCAGGAAGCAGCCGGUGCCGCAGGAGGUGCCCAGGAAGCAGGUGAGGGUGCUCCGAGGCCCAGCCACCGGACACGCCCGGUUACCCGGCAUCCCACGGCUGCAGGCCCGGCCCCCUUCCGCACGGCACGUCUCAGGCCUGCCUAUGCUUCCGGGGGCGGGGCUGUGCCCAGGUUUCUGCCCGGCCCGCGCCGCAGUGGCAGCUGGACAAAGCAAGUCGUCUGCAGGUAUUAUCUGCAUGGGCUGUGCAAGGAGGGGGAGAACUGUCGCUACUCCCACGACCUUUCGGGCCGGCAGGAGGCCAGGGAGGGCCGCGGGUCGCCGCCUGGGGCCUCCGCAGAGCCAGGCCCCAGCGCGGCUGCGCAGGACGAGCCCCUGCCUCAGGAAGUGGCGUGCGCCCCUCCUGCGUCCUCACGCUCCUUGCCUGCGAUUGGCUCGGCUGCUGAAGGGGGCUUCUUUGAAGCCGAGAGCGAAGGCGCAGGCCUGGAAGCUGCGCAGGGAGCGGGUGCGGAAGGCUGGGCGGGCGCGGCGGCGGCGGCGGCAAGCUGGGCGGAUGCCGUUGAGUUUGUUCCCGGGCAGCCUUACCGGGGCCGGGGAACCGUUUUUGCCCCCGAAGCUGCUCCGCAGAGCUCGGUGCCUGAGUGGGAGUACGUUGCUCUGGGCACGGGGACGCAGCUUUGCCGCGAUGCUGCCAUGGGGCAGUGCUUUCGUGGGGAGAGCUGUGCGUAUCUCCACGGAGAGAUAUGCGACUUGUGUGGGCGGCAGGUCUUGCACCCGAUGGAUGCUGACCAGCGGGCAGACCACAUAAGAGCCUGCAUUGAAAUGCACGAAAGAGAUAUGGAACACUCGUUUGCCGUGCAGCGCAGCAAGGACAAAGUGUGUGGCAUCUGCAUGGAGGUUAUCUAUGAGAAAGCCAACCCCAAUGACUGCCGCUUUGGCAUCCUCUCCAACUGCAACCACUCCUUCUGUCUUAAGUGCAUCCGCAGGUGGAGGACUGCCAGAGAGUUUAGGAACAGGCUUAUCAAAUCCUGCCCGGAGUGCAGGGUCACCUCCAACCUUGUCAUUCCCAGUGAGUUCUGGGUGGAGGAGGAACAAGAGAAGGAGGAACUUAUUCGGAAGUACAAGGCGACCCUGAGAACCAAGACCUGCAGGUAUCAUAUUCCAGGCAGGGGUUGCUGUCCCUUUGGAGCGACCUGUCUUUACAAGCAUGCAGAUCCUGAGGGCCAGGGAGAGGAGGAGGAGGAGGAGGAGGAGGAGCCUGAGAGGCAGGGGAAUGGGGCAGCCGGCGGUCACCCCAGGAGACCUUCGGAGCCUGAGCAGGUGGGAGAGGGCCGCAUGCUCUUUCAAAGCAGUAAAAAAGAGCUUGUCAUGCUUUGGCUGGCCAGUCUGUUGUUGUUUAAGUGUUUUUUUUCACUGGGAGAUAAGGAGCUUUCCUCAGACACCCAAUGGGACUUGCUCCAUGGGGCGCUGGGAAAAUAUACCCGCUUGAGUCUGUGGCAUUUCGCUGUGGCAUGUGGUGUAGUGUGCUGA
Molecule: messenger RNA, 1557 nt
Organism: Phyllostomus hastatus (greater spear-nosed bat)
Lineage: Eukaryota; Metazoa; Chordata; Mammalia; Chiroptera; Phyllostomidae
Gene: MKRN3
Product: makorin ring finger protein 3
Biological process (GO): protein polyubiquitination
Molecular function (GO): ubiquitin protein ligase activity; metal ion binding
Source: RefSeq, a predicted model, not a curated record